AUGUCGGGCCCACCGGGCUACCGAGGUCCGCCUCCAUCAGGACCAUCCGCCAUGCGCGGCCCUCCUCCUGGAAUGCCACACUCCGCCAUGGCAGCUGCUUCCUCAUCAUAUCGAGAACCUGCCGCACUCACACAGGAGCAACUCCAGGCGAAAGCGCGCAAAUGGCAGCAGACACAGAGUCGCCGCUUUGGCGACCGCAGAGGCAAGACCGGCUUCGUCGACACCGGCAAACAAGAGAUGCCGCCUGAGGUGCUGCGAAAGAUCAUCAAAGAGCACGGCGACAUGACCAACCGCAAGUACCGUCAGGACAAGCGUGUCCACCUCGGUGCGCUCAAGUACCUACCCCAUGCCAUGAUGAAGGUGCUCGAGAAUAUACCCAUGCCUUGGGAGCAGAUCCGAGAGGUGCCCGUUCUAUACCACAUCACUGGCGCCAUCACCUUCAUCAACGAGGUACCAAAGGUCAUCGAGCCCGUUUUCCACGCUCAGUGGGCGACCAUGUGGAUCGCCAUGCGCAGAGAGAAGCGAGAUCGACGUCAUUUCAAGCGUAUGCGAUUUCCACCGUUCGACGACGAGGAGCCUGUCGUCGACUACUCGGACAACCUGCUAGACGUCGAACCACUCGAAGCCAUUCAGCUCGAAUUGGACGAAGAGGAGGACGGCGCUGUGAUCGACUGGUUCUACGACCACAAGCCGCUCAUCGACAACCGCAAGCACGUCAAUGGCUCCUCUUACCGCUUUUGGAAUCUCGAUCUGCCGCAGAUGGCGACUUUGCAUCGUCUCGGACGCACAUUGCUCAGCGACGCGUCCUCGUCGGGCGAUCGCAAUCCGUUCUACCUCUUCGACAAGAAGGCCUUCUUCACAGCCAAGGCGCUCAACAUGGCCAUCCCUGGUGGUCCCAAGUUCGAGCCUCUCUUCAAGGACACCGACGGAUUCGACGACGACUUCACUGACUUCACCGACUUCCGCAAAGUCAUCAUCCGCCAGCAGAUCCGUACUGAGUACCGGGUUGCUUUCCCGCACCUCUACAACAGCAGACCGCGCGCAGUCCACAUCGGCACCUACCACGAGCCCAAAAACAUCUACAUUCGAUCGGACGAGAUCGACCAGGCUUUCUACUUUGACCCUGCGAUCAACCCCAUCUCCGCCCGUACCUUGGCCAGCUCGAAUGCGUUCCGCUCGGAGUACGAUGACGGCACCCCGGUCUUGAGUCACGAGGAUGAAGUCUUUGGGCCCGAUGUCGAAGGCGACGACGAGCUGCCAGACGAGGUCGCUUUCUCUUUGCCGGAAGAGAUCGAGCCUUUCCUCGAGGAUGAACCGCUCGAGAAUGAGCUCACCGCUGACGCCAUCGCUCUCUGGUGGGCGCCAAAGCCAUACUCGCUGCGAAGCGGGCGUACACGGCGUGCAGUCGACGUGCCACUGAUCCAGCCCUGGUACCUCGAACACUGCCCACCGAACCAACCAGUCAAGGUGCGCGUCAGUUACCAGAAGCUGCUCAAGAACUACGUCUACAACAGUCUCCACACCACCAAGCAAAAGGUUCACAAGCGCACCAACCUGCUGCGCGAGCUCAACAACACCAAGUUCUUCCAAAACACGUCGAUCGACUGGCUCGAGGCAGGUCUACAAGUGGCAAAGCAGUCGUUCAACAUGAUGAACCUCCUCAUCCACCGCAAGGGUGCUUCAUACCUCCACCUCGACUACAACAUGAACCUCAAACCCACCAAGACGCUCACAACAAAGGAGCGAAAGAAGAGUCGUUUCGGUAACGCCUUCCACCUGGUGCGAGAGUUGAGUCGUGUCAUGAAGCUCGUCGUCGACGCACAUGUGCAGUUCCGCCUCGGAUCUAUUGAUGCCUUCCAGCUCGCCGACGGUCUGCAGUAUCUGUUCAACCACGUCGCCACCCUCUCGGGUAUCUACAGGUACAAGUACCGCUCCAUGCGCCAGAUCCGAGCUUGCAAGGAUCUCAAACACGUCAUCUACUACCGAUUCAAUGCGGCAGGUGUCGGCAAGGGCCCUGGUGUUGGCUUCUGGGCGCCUUCCUGGCGCGUGUGGAUCUUCUUCCUGCGAGGCAUCGUCCCUCUGCUCGAACGUUGGCUCGGCAACUUGCUAGCGCGUCAGUUUGAGGGUCGUGCAGGACGGUCGGGUGCGCAAUCGAUCACUAAGCAGCGUGUCGAGUCGGCGAUGGACCUAGAACUCCGUGCCAGUGUCAUGCACGACAUCCUGGAUGCCAUGCCAGAAGGGAUGCGACAGAACAAGAUCAAGACCAUCAUGAGCCAUCUGCAGGAGGCAUGGCGCGCUUGUCGUAGCAACACCCCUUGGAGUCCGAACCUGCCAGCUCCCAUCGAGAACCUCAUCUUGCGCUACGUCAAGCAGAAGUUCGACUGGUGGACCUCGGUUGCGCACCAGCAGCGUGCACGAAUUGCCCGUGGCGCCACUGUCGAUAAGACGGCAGUGCGCAAGAACCAGGGUCGUCUGACUCGUCUUUUCCUGCGUGCCGAGCAAGAGCGACAGGCCGACUACCUCAAGAGCGGUCCUUACAUCACCUCCGAGGUCGGUGUUGCCGCAUUCACCGCAACUGUGCAGUGGCUCGAGGCGCGUCGCUUUAGCCCCAUUCCUUUCCCCAGUCUCAACAACAAGCACGACGUCAAGCAUCUCGUGCUCGCCCUGGACUCGCUCAAGGAGGCCUACUCAGUCAAGGGCCGUCUCAACCAGAGCCAGCGUGAAGAGCUCGCCCUCAUCGAACAGGCGUUCGACAACCCACACGAGACCUUGGCGCGCAUCAAGCGACUCAUGCUUACGCAGCGCGCAUUCAAGGAAGCCGGCUUCGAGUUCUUUGACACCUUCAGCAAGUUGACGCCCACCUACGACAUUGAGCCCAUCGAAAAGAUCACCGACGCAUACCUCAGCCAGUACCUCUCGUACGAGGCAGACAAGCGCCAGCUCUUCCCUGCAUGGAUCAAGCCCAGCGACUCGGAGCCUGCACCUCUGCUUGUGUACAAGUGGUGCAACGGUAUCAACAACGCGCACGAGAUCUGGGACACCUCUGAGGGCCAAUGCAAUGUCCUCAUGGAGACGACGCUUAGCAAGGUAUUCGAAAAGAUGGACCUGACGCUGCUGAACCGACUGUUGCGAUUGAUCAUGGAUCACAACAUGGCCGACUACAUCACAGCCAAGAACAACAUCUCGAUCGUCUUCAAGGACAUGUCGCACGUCAACUCGUAUGGUCUCAUCCGCGGUCUGCAGUUCAGCGCCUUCGUCUUUCAGUACUAUGGCUUGGUGCUCGAUCUUCUCAUCCUCGGUCUGCAGCGUGCCAACGAGAUGGCUGGGCCGCCCAACAUGCCCAACGGGCUCUUCCAGUACCGCGAUACCGCGACCGAGUCCCGUCACCCGGUGCGCCUAUACACUCGAUACGUCGACCGCAUCCACAUUCUCUACCGCUUCUCUGCCGAGGAAGCCCGAGACUUGGUGCAGCGCUACCUCACCGCCAAUCCGGACCCCAACAACAGCAAUGUCAUUGGCUACAACAAUCGCAAGUGCUGGCCGCGCGACGCUCGUAUGCGUCUCGUCAAGCAUGAUGUCAACCUCGGUCGCGCUGUCUUCUGGACGGUCAAGAACAGCUUGCCUCGCUCUCUCACCACGAUCGAGUGGGAAGACACCUUCUGCUCGGUAUACAGUAAGGACAACCCGAACCUGCUCUUCUCGAUGCUCGGCUUCGAAGUGCGCAUCCUGCCCAAGACUCGACAGGAAGAUGUCGAUGUCGCGCGUGACGGAGUCUGGCCUCUUAUUCAAGCCAGCUCGGGUGAGCGUACUUCGACGGCGUUCCUGCGGAUCUCUGAAGAGGGCAUCGCCAACUUCAGCAACCGCGUCCGCGCUUUGCUGAUGUCUGCCGGUGCAGCGCCCUUCAGUAAGAUUGCCAACAAGUGGAACACCUGCCUCAUUGCCCUGAUGACGUACUACCGCGAAGCCGUGGUCAACACCGAGGAGAUGCUCGAUUUGCUGGUUCGAAGCGAGAACAAGGUCAUCAACCGCAUCAAAUCGGGUGUCAACAGUAAGAUGCCCUCUCGUUGGCCCAUCCACAUCCUCGCUUCGCCCAAGGAGCUCGGUGGUCUUGGCAUGCUCUCCAUGGGUCAUGUGCUCAUCCCAGCUUCGGAUCUCAAGUACUCGCGACAGACGACGACCGGCAUCACGCACUUCCGUGCCGGUCUGUCCAAUCAGGAGGACCAGCUGCUGCCCGCGCUCUAUCGAUACAUCACACCCUGGGCGUCCGAGUUCGAGGACUCCGCACGUGUCUGGCAGGAGUACGCUCAGAAGCGCAAAGAGGCCAACGAGCAGAACCGCCGUUUGACGCUGGAGGAUCUGGAAGACUCGUUCCAUCGUGGUCUGCCUCGUAUUGCGACGCUCUUCCAAAAAGACCGCACCAUCCUGUCCUACGACAAGCUCUGGCGUGUUCGCCAGGACUUUAAGAAGUACCAGGUCGCGAAAGCCCAGCCGUUCGCAUGGACCAACCAGCGCCACGACGGCAAGCUGCACAAUCUCAACCAGCUGCGCACGGAUACCAUCGCAGCGCUCGGCGGUGUCGAGACGAUCCUCGAACAUUCGCUCUUUGCCGCCACGGGUCACCCGACCUGGGAAGGUCUCUUCUGGGAGAAGUCGUCCUCGUUCGAGGAGAGCAUGCAGCAGAAGCGUCUCACCAACGCCCAGCGAUCCGGUCUCUCGCAGAUUCCCAACCGUCGUUUCACGCUCUGGUGGUCGCCGACGCUCAACCGCAGCAGUGUCUACAUCGGUUUCCAGGUGCAACUCGACUUGUGCGGUGUGCUCAUGUCGGGUAAGAUGCCGUCGCUCAAGAUCUCGUACAUUCAGCUCUUCCGCGCGCAUUUGUGGCAGAAGAUCCACGAGUCGGUGGUGAUGGACUUGUGUCAGGUCUUUGAUCAAGAGCUCGAGGCUCUGUCCAUCGAGACCGUGCAGAAGGAGACGAUUCACCCGCGAAAAUCGUACAGGCUCACCGCCUCCAGCUCAGAUAUUCUGCUGUUUGCCAGCUACAAGUGGCCCAUGUCGCGACCCUCGCUGCUGACCGACUCGCGAGACGUCAUGGACGGAUCGAGCGGCAACAAGUGGUGGGUCGACGUGCAGCUUCGAUGGGGUGACUACGACUCGCACGACAUCGAGCGCUACUGUCGAGCCAAGUUCCUCGACUACACGAGCGACAACACUUCCAUCUACCCAUCCGCCACGGGUGCUUUGGUCGGUAUCGACUUGGCGUACAACAUCCAUUCGGCGUACGGUAUCUGGUUCCCCGGCAGCAAGCCGCUCAUCCAGCAAGCGAUGGCCAAGAUCAUGAAGGCAAACCCUGCGUUGUACGUGCUGCGAGAACGCGUCCGCAAGAGCUUGCAGCUGUACAGCUCAGAGCCCACCGAGCCGUACCUCAACUCGAACAACUACGCCGAGCUCUUCAGCAACCAGAUCAUUUGGUUCGUCGACGACACCAACGUCUACCGAGUGACGAUCCACCGCACCUUCGAGGGCAACUUGGUCACCAAGCCGAUCAACGGUGCCAUCAUCAUUCUCAACCCUCGAACGGGCCAGCUCUUCCUCAAGAUCAUCCACACCUCGGUUUGGGCAGGUCAGAAGCGAUUGGGUCAGCUGGCCAAGUGGAAGACAGCCGAAGAGACGAUCGCACUGGUGCGCAGUCUGCCUGUCGAAGAGCAGCCCAAGCGCAUCAUCGUCUCGCGCAAGGGCAUGCUCGAUCCGCUCGAGACGCACUCGCUCGACUUUCCGAACUUGUCGAUUGUCGGAUCUGAGCUGCAGCUGCCGUUCCAGUCGUUCCUCAAGCUGGAGGCGAUCGGUGACUUGGUGCUCAAGGCGACGCAGCCACAGAUGGUGCUCUACUCGUCGUACGACAACUGGAUGUCCAACGUCAGCAGUUUCACUGCCUUUUCGCGACUCAUCCUGCUGUUGCGAUCGCUGCAUGUCAACCAGGAGAAGGCCAAGAUCAUCCUCCGUCCGCACCCGGGUGUCGUCACGGAACCGCAUCACCUCUGGCCGACGCUGACCGACGAAGAGUGGAUCAAGGUCGAAAUUCAACUCCGUGACCUCAUCCUGGCCGACUUUGGCAAGCGCAACAAUGUCAAUGUCAACUCGCUGACGUCGUCCGAGAUCCGCGACAUCAUCCUGGGUAUGACGAUCCAGGCACCCUCCGUGCAGCGGCAGCAGAUGGCGGAGCUGGAGAAGACGGCGGAAGCGGCGCAGCAGGUGACGGCGACGCAGGUACGAACCGUCAACGUGCACGGCGAGGAGAUCCAGACGGUCACCACGACGCAGUACGAGAACAAGGUGUUCAGUUCCAAGUCGGAUUGGCGUGUUCGCGCUCUGUCCGCCACCAACCUGCCUCUCCGUUGUCAGCACCUGUACGUCUCGAACGACGACAUCAAGGAUGACGUGGGUUCGCUGACUUAUGUCAUGCCGAAGAACAUUCUCAAGACGUUCAUCGUCAAUGCGGAUCUGCGGACGCAGGUGGCGGGGUACAUGUACGGUGUUUCGCCUGCAGACGCGCCGAGCAUCAAGGAGAUUAAGGUCAUCGUGUGGGUUCCGCAGCGUGGGUCCAACCAUCGCGUCGAGCUGCCGGACGAGCUGCCGGAACACGAGUUCAUCCUUAAAGACCUCGAACCGCUGGGAUGGAUCAAGACGUCCUCCAUGGACCUGCCCCACCUUCCACCGCAGGAUGUGGCGAUGCACGCGCGCACCAUGGCGGCACACACCGAGUGGGGAGCAUCGACCAUCGGCAUAACGUGCGCCUUCACCCCGGGCUCCGUCAGCCUCUCCGCCUACAACCUCACCGUGGCGGGCUUCGAAUGGGGUCGCAAGGCGACCGACACCGAAAUCGCCGCUGGAGGAGGAGGAUUUAACGCAGGAACCAUGAUGGAUCGCGUCCAGCUCUUGCUCAGCGAUCGAAUCCUGGGUACCACGCUGACCCCCAGCGAAGGCGCGUGGAAUUAUGGCCUGAGUCUGUCCGCUCAGUGGUCCAGCAACAUCAAGUACAAGGUCGUACUGGAUCGACCGGCCGGCUUUUGGGACGAGAUUCAUCGACCGCAGAACUUCUUGACUUUCACCAACGAUCAGAGCGGAGAGACGGCGGACGUGGCUGAUAUUCAGGAUGCGUUCGCUUGA
Kalmanozyma brasiliensis GHG001 is the source of this 7164-nucleotide messenger RNA. RefSeq names its product RNA recognition motif, spliceosomal PrP8. Gene Ontology annotation, molecular function: U6 snRNA binding; U1 snRNA binding; pre-mRNA intronic binding. The coding region runs from base 1 to 7164 and encodes 2387 amino acids. Gene Ontology annotation, biological process: spliceosomal tri-snRNP complex assembly; mRNA splicing, via spliceosome. Gene Ontology annotation, cellular component: catalytic step 2 spliceosome; U5 snRNP. The record is from RefSeq and is a predicted model, not a curated record. Lineage: Eukaryota; Fungi; Basidiomycota; Ustilaginomycetes; Ustilaginales. The transcript has a single exon.